AUGAAAUCCUUCACAGUACUAUUCCUUGUAGCCGUCACUAUGGCGAUCGCUGAAGCACAAUUCGGGGGUAGACGUGGAGGCCCAGGUGGUUCACGUGGACGUGGUGGACUUGGUGGUCGUGGUGGUCCAGGCGGUCCUGGUGGAUUUGGUGGUCCUGGUGGAUUUGGUGGUCCUGGUGGAUUUGGUGGUCCUGGUGGUCGAGGUGGUCCGCGUGGUCCAGGCGGUCCAGGUGGUCCUGGAGGUCCAGGUGGUCCAGGCGGUCCUGGUGGUCCUGGUGGUCCUGGUUGUGGCGGCCCAGGUGGUCCAGGCGGUCCAGGUGGUCCAGGCGGUCCAGGUGGCCCAUGGGGUCCAUGGGGUCCUUCAAACUCAACUGCUGCCCCAUCCAACUCUUCAUCAACUGUAUCUUCAUCAACUGUAUCCACAACGACUGUGGCCGCUUCUAACUCAACCCUUGCACCAGCCGCUUCUAACUCAACCCUUGCACCAGCCGCUGCUAACUCUACCGUUGCAUAA
Ceratitis capitata (Mediterranean fruit fly) is the source of this 513-nucleotide messenger RNA. RefSeq names its product S-antigen protein-like. The record is from RefSeq and is a predicted model, not a curated record. Lineage: Eukaryota; Metazoa; Arthropoda; Insecta; Diptera; Tephritidae. Bases 1 to 513 code for a protein of 170 amino acids. The transcript is spliced from 2 exons.